AUGAAGUUUGGGAAAGAGUUCUCGUCUCAGAUGGUACCGGAAUGGCAUGAAGCUUACAUGGAUUAUGAUUAUCUCAAAGCUCUCCUAAAAGAAAUCAUCAAAUUCAAACGCAAAACCAAUCCUCACCCUCACCAUCAUCAUCAUACCGGUGGAUUAAACCGGAAAUUGACUCUAUACCGGACAUUUAGCGGUUUACUUUCAAAAUCAGGAAGAAAGAGACACGGACAUGGACACGGACAUGGUGGUGGUCCGAUCGGACAUUUGUCGGAAUCAGACGACGACGACAUCGAGGAAGGAUUAAAGCCGGUAACGGCGCCGAUUCUGGUGAACACGGCGAGUCACGGUUACGAGACGACGUUUUUGAUGGCGGCGGAAGAAGGAGGAGAGUACGAGAUGGUGUUUUUCCGGCGAUUAGACGAUGAGUUCAAUAAAGUUGAGAGAUUUUAUAAAGAGAAAGUUGAAGAAGUUAUGAAAGAAGCAGUGAUGCUUAAUAAACAAAUGGAUGCUUUAAUCGCGUUUCGUGUUAAAGUUGAGCAUCCUGAUGGUUGGCCUUGGGAAGAACGUACGGUUGAGAUGACUCAAUUAGCUUCUGAUGUCGCUGAUUCCGCCGCUGCCGUCGCUGCUUCUACUCCCGCCGGUGCUAGAUCCGUGAACGUUCGAGCUCAACAAGCUCACAUGGAGGCAAUACAGGAAGGAGGAUCGAGCAAAGCUGGUAAAUCCGACGACGACGAUGAAGAAGAUGGUGAUGAUGUAGUGAAACAAGAAGAUAAUGGCGUCUCCGAUGUAAUUUCCGGUGACAUAAGUAGAUUAAAAGCUGCGAGGCCAUCUCCGAUCGAUGUUUUAGAUCGUGUCAAAAUCAACCAUUCGAAGGAAACGCCUCGAUCCACCAUUAAAGGCGUUCUUAAGGUCUCGACGGAGAUUAAGUUUAGCAGAGAUAAUCUGAGAAGAGUAGAGGAGAAACUCAGACGCGCCUUCGUUGAGUUUUACCAGAAGCUUCGGUUACUCAAGAGCUAUAGCUUUUUGAAUGUGUUGGCGUUUUCGAAGAUAUUGAAGAAGUAUGAUAAGAUAACUUCGAGGCAUGCUGCAAAUUCUUACAUGAAAAUGGUUGAUAACUCUUACAUUGGAAGUUCUGAUGAGGUAACUAGACUUAUGGAGCGUGUUGAAGCUACGUUCAUAAAGCAUUUCACCAAUGCUAACAGAAGAAAAGGAAUGAACAUUUUGAGACCGAAAGCUAAAAGAGAAAGACAUCGAAUUACAUUCUCCACAGGUUUCUUGGGUGGAUGCAUGUUUUCUCUGAUAGUGGCUUUAGUCGCGAUCAUACGCACCCGAAACAUUUUGCAGGAGGAAGGUCAAAAACAGUACAUGAACACUAUGUUUCCUCUUUACAGCUUAUUUGGGUUCAUCGUGCUUCACAUACUUAUGUAUGCUGGCAAUAUUUACUAUUGGAGGCGGUAUCGAGUGAAUUAUUCUUUCAUACUUGGGUUCAAGCAAGGAACUGAACUUGGCUAUAGACCUGUUCUACUUGUGGGAUUCAGCAUUGGAGUCUUGGCGCUUCUUUGUGUUAUUGCCAAUCUUGACAUGGAGGUUGACCCCGAAACUAAAGAUUACAAAGCAUUAACGGAACUUCUUCCUCUUUUCCUGCUCGCUGUUAUGUUUGUAGUUCUAGUCUUACCAUUCAACAUCUUCUACCGCUCGAGUCGCUUCUUCUUCCUCACAUGUGUCUUUCAUUGCCUUGCUGCUCCUCUUUACAAGGUAACUUUACCUGAUUUCUUAUUGGCCGAUCAGUUAACAAGUCAGGUGCAAGCUCUUCGAAGCGUCCAGUUUUACAUAUGUCACUACGGUUGGGGAGAUUACAAACUUAGAAAAAACACUUGCACAGACUCAGAUGCCUACAGUGCUUUCUUAUUCAUUGUUGCUGUCGUCCCAUACGUCUGUCGUCUCCUUCAGUGCUUAAGGCGGUUAUUUGAAGAGAAAAACCCAGAACAAGGAUACAACGGUCUCAAGUACUUCUUGACUAUAGUAGCCGUUUGCUUGAGGACUACUUACAGUGUCGACGAGGAUAAUCAAUUGGUCUGGAGGAUAUUGGCUGGGAUCUUCUCAGCUAUUGCUGCCAUUUUCUGUACUUACUGGGACUUAGUCCUUGACUGGGGUCUUCUAAACAGGACAUCUAAGAACCCUUGGCUCCGGGAUAAACUCCUUGUCCCUCAGAAGAAAGUAUACUUUAUCGCAAUGAUCUUGAACAUCUUGCUCAGGUUCGCAUGGCUUCAGACGGUGUUGGAUUUCAAUUUCUCCUUUAUGCACAGACAGACAAUGGUUGCUGUUGUUGCCAGUCUUGAGAUUAUCCGCCGUGGGAUAUGGAAUUUCUUCAGAUUAGAGAACGAGCAUUUGAACAACGUGGGGAAGUACCGAGCAUUCAAGACAGUUCCAUUACCGUUUAACUACGACGAGGAUGACGACAAAGACAACUAG
Molecule: messenger RNA, 2469 nt
Organism: Arabis nemorensis
Lineage: Eukaryota; Viridiplantae; Streptophyta; Magnoliopsida; Brassicales; Brassicaceae
Source: the annotation of a GenBank genome assembly